Messenger RNA from Strongylus vulgaris, 450 nucleotides. The record is from the annotation of a GenBank genome assembly. NCBI's taxonomy places the organism in Eukaryota, Metazoa, Nematoda, Chromadorea, Rhabditida, Strongylidae.
AUGGCACCCUACCAGAUAAAGAAAGGGGGCAGAAAUAAAACUGACGAUGAGGGCGACAACAAAGACGAUGAUGAUGGUAAAUACGAGACCAAAGAGAAGAAGGACGACGAUGAAGAUGAUGAUAGUGUAGGCGAGCAGGAGGAGAAAAAAAGGAAACAGAAGAAGAGCAAAGAUAAAAAAGGAGACGCUGAUGACGACGAUGAUGACAAGGACAGCGAGAGCGAUAAGAAAGGCAUCGACGACGAAGAAGAAGAAGGAGACGAUGAGGCAAAUGAGGAGGGGAAUGAUAAAAAGACCAAAGAAGAAGAUGAUGAUGAUGACGAGGAUGAAGAUAAGACCAAAGAGGAAGAAGAUGAUGACGAGAGGGGUGAUGACAAAAGUAAGGAGGAAGAGGAAGAUAAUGAAGAUGAAGAUGAGGAAGAGGAAGAUGAGGCUGAGAUCAACUACGAG